CUCUUUGAAGGUUUGUUAAAAUGGCGGGAGUACAAAGAAUUGGUCUGAACUGUUUAAAUACGAAUUUAAAAAAUUCCCUUAUCAUCGGUAUAAUAAUAGCAAAAAAUAGCCCACGGACUAUAGGAUCACGUAAAAAGAAUGGAGAUAUGAGAGGAGUUACUUCGUUUACACUAAGAGAUUCCGAAAUUGACACCAUUAAUGUUGAUGUUUGGGGUUCCGAGUACUUCGUUCUUACUUUCUACGAAAGGUUUCUUGUUGGAGAUGUUGUGGAAAUUUCUUAUCCAAAAAUAUGUGUUAAAACCGGAGAAAACGAAAACUUCCGUCCACAGGUUACAUCACCAUUUUAUUUGUCGUUAAAUGAGGGCACAUCUGACGUUUCGACGUAUAAUGGAGAAAGUUUUAGUACAUACUUGCAACUUCUUCAUAUACCCACCAAGCCUGCAGCGGGAUAUUGCGGUCUCGCCGAAGUGCUAAAGUUUACAGAACAGACCAACAACGUGUACGUUGAUUUAUUAGUUGUUGUAAAGUCUGUUAAGCCACGACGUAUAAUAAAAACGAAAGCAGGUGCUGAAAUGACAAUCGGAACAAUAGAAAUUAUAGACAAUACAACGCCUGCUUCCGUCUCAUUAGAUAUUUUUGACAUCGACACGAUACAAAGAGCGGAAGAGUGGCGCCCUCUUGAUAGUGUCCUUUUCAUAGCGGAUGCUCGAGUAUCCUGGCGCGGUAAGGGAGUGAAAGUUCAGAUUUGUGCUCGCAGCGUUAUCACUCACCAACCGUACACGGCCGACGCAGAAGCGCUACGAUUGUAUAUCAGAAAUCAGGCAAACACACGCGGCGGGUGGGGCGGGUGUGUCGCGUGGAGCGCGUCGCGCGGCGAGGCGCGGUGCGCGGCGCGCGUGCGCGAGGAGCUGCGCGCGUGCGCGGCGGGCUGCGCCACGCUGCACGCGCUCGUCACGCACCUCGACCUCGCCGAAAUACAAACCACAGACAACAAUGAGGAGGUACGAAUCAGGUUUGCAGACCAUACAGGAGAAAUAUCUGCUUGGAUUCCAGUCAAUGUUUUAGAAGAAACUUUAGGACUUACUCCGGAUCAACUAAAAGUGAUGAGUUCAGACGAGAAGGCAGUACUCCGCUGGAAGAUACUACUCGAACAGUGUAGCGCGAAUAUCGUAGUGUCGCCGCCGCGACUCACCGUGUUAGCUUUGAGACGAGCUUCUGUUGCCGAUCCUAUACCCUUGUGUUAGUUGUUUCAUUAUAAUUAUUAUUUUUUUGGUAAUUAAAAUGCAUUAUGCAAUUUUAUAAUAAAAAUAUGUGUGAAUUGACUUGCUAUUUUAUGAAAUAAAU
Manduca sexta (tobacco hornworm) is the source of this 1344-nucleotide messenger RNA. It is a transcript of the gene hdm, whose product is annotated as meiosis-specific with OB domain-containing protein-like. Gene Ontology annotation, molecular function: single-stranded DNA 3'-5' DNA exonuclease activity; single-stranded DNA binding. Gene Ontology annotation, biological process: resolution of meiotic recombination intermediates. The coding region runs from base 21 to 1244 and encodes 407 amino acids. The transcript is spliced from 9 exons. NCBI's taxonomy places the organism in Eukaryota, Metazoa, Arthropoda, Insecta, Lepidoptera, Sphingidae. The record is from RefSeq and is a predicted model, not a curated record.